Messenger RNA from Drosophila ficusphila, 1167 nucleotides. It is a transcript of the gene Mocs2B, whose product is annotated as molybdopterin synthase catalytic subunit. NCBI's taxonomy places the organism in Eukaryota, Metazoa, Arthropoda, Insecta, Diptera, Drosophilidae. Gene Ontology annotation, cellular component: cytosol. Gene Ontology annotation, molecular function: molybdopterin synthase activity. The record is from RefSeq and is a predicted model, not a curated record. Gene Ontology annotation, biological process: Mo-molybdopterin cofactor biosynthetic process. Bases 1 to 1164 code for a protein of 387 amino acids. The transcript is spliced from 4 exons.
AUGGAUCAUGUAAAACUGGUUGAGGAUCCAAUUGACAUCGCCCAUAUCCACCGAUUGCUAGCUGAUGAAGGAUGUGGUGCCGCAUCGGUUUUUGUGGGCACCACUCGAGAUAAUUUUCAGGGGAAAAAGGUGUGUUCGCUAUCACAAUCAAUUAGAAUCAUCAAUGCGUACUUUUUAACCUUCCAGGUGGUGUCAUUGGCAUACGAGGCCUAUGAUAACAUGGCCCUUAAGGAAAUGAACAAAAUAUGCUCAGAUCUUCGAUCUAAAUGGCCUGAACUAAAGCACAUAGUUAUAUAUCACCGAUUAGGAACAGUGCCUGUUUGCGAGGCCAGUGUAGUUAUAGCCACUUCAUCGCCUCAUCGAUCAGAGGCCUUAGAAUCAGUAUCGUUUGCAAUAGACCAACUUAAAUCCCGUGUUCCCAUCUGGAAAAAGGAGAUAUACGAGGGUGAUCACAUCAGCGAGUGGAAGGAAAACAAGGAGUCCUUCAGGCCCAAGAAGUCUCUCAGUGCCUUUAAUUACGCAGCUUGUCCCUGCAAAGUGGAGGAGUCACAUGACGUCCCACGAAGUCUGGUGCAAAUUAGAGUUAAUGACGCCGAGUUAUCCAAGCGUCUCGAAUGUUUUGUCAACAGAAAGCGAGCCGAAAUCAACUCACAAAAUGUAAUUGACUUCAAAUCACCUUUUGUUGACUCAGACAAAGACCAAAGCGAUUCCUGCGCUCGAACGCAGAGCACGAUUAUAAAGCAGGAGCAGUCAAAUUGCCAUUUAAAAGUGCGACGGGUAAACAAUCGCUGCGGGCCUCAGCAAAUGGAGUUGCGGCCCAACUACGAACUUGAACUGAAUAAGCUAAUGGGAUCGCGUGACGGCCUAACUGACCCAUCCAAAGAAAUGAGAAAAUCGCUGCCCAAUUCACGUCUGCAAGCAAUUGAAUCAUACAUGGGCUUGACCACCGAUAAUGAAGAAAACAUUUUUAGUAGAAUCAAAAAGGUGGAAAACAGAAUGCUGCAGUUGGAGUCCAUUUCCCCAGAGUACCGACACUUUACAAAUCUUGAGCCGUCUGCUUUGGAGCCCCCGCCACCAAAAAGGGUGAAAAAGAAAUCCUAUUCUGCCCAUGAACUGAGUGUGUUCAUUCAAAAGCUAAAGGAUGGCAGCCAAGUUAACGAAUAAUCA